AUGAUCGUGUCUAAAUUGGCUCUCAUAGCCGGCCCCUUGACGAGGUUUACUCUGGCUCGUUCCAUUCACCUGGAUGAGUCUCAACAGAUACUCGGUGAUGUGUCCCCAAUUGCUUUCAAGUGUGAUAUUCCUCCAGUGCUAGACCCUUCCAAAGAUGGACUGCCGGCUGCUCGUGAUAUCUUCUCCGAUCAUGAGGCAUUGCUACUUCAGGUCAAGAGGCACAGUACCGUAGUAAAGAUACCCACCAUCUCUUAUGACGAUAAUGGGGAGCCCGGAGAAGACACCAGAUGGGAGGUGUUCUAUGAUUUACACAGGGCUUUGGCUGCUUUAUAUCCCAAUAUUCACCUACGGGCGACUCGCGAGACGGUGAAUACAUUCGGUUUGGUAUUUACAAUUCAGGGGACAGAACCUACCCUUAAACCGCUCCUGUUAGCUGCACACCAAGACGUGGUGCCCGUUGCCGAUGCUUCAACUUGGAAAUAUCCUCCAUUUUCCGCCCAUUUUGAUGGACAAUGGCUAUGGGGACGAGGCGCAUCAGACGAUAAGAAUAGUUUGACUGGCCUCUUCUCCGCUCUAGAAGCUCUGCUGUCGAACCCUCGCUGGGUACCUAGACGAACUAUAAUCCUUGCACUUGGAUUCGACGAGGAAUCCUCAGGUCGCAGAGGAGCUGGUCAUAUUGGACCUUUCUUGGAAAAGAGGUAUGGCCCCGACUCCAUAGAUCUGAUCCUCGACGAAGGAGGGAUGGGAUUGCAGUUGCUUGGUAAUAAUACCUUAUAUGCUCUUCCUGCUGUCAUGGAGAAAGGCCAUGUGGAUAUCUGGUUAGAACUUUACGUAAAUGGGGGUCACUCAUCGAUACCGUUUCCGCACACUGGUAUCGGUAUAAUGGCCGAGUUCAUCAACCAUCUAGAAUCUAAUCCGUGGAAGCCCAAACUCAUCGAAGGUUCGCCUAUCUAUAACCACUUCGUGUGCCAGGCGAAAUACUCCCCAGGCGCGGCACCGAAUAUCACUAAGCUUAUUAACAAAGGAGACUUGGAAACAUUAACCAAAGAACUGGCGACGAUUGAUCGAGCAACUCAGUAUCGCAUACAGACUUCUCAAGCUGUCGACUAUUUCCUCGGAGGAGUAAAAAUCAAUGCCAUGCCCGAGUAUAUUAAAAUUGGUGUCAACCACCGCAUCGCGCCUCAGGACUCCAUACAAGCGGUGAAGGCCAAUAUCUUGGAAAAGAUCAAGCCGAUCGUGAAGAAAUUUGGGCUAAAAGUCAGCGCCUUCAAAGGAGAGGAACAUAAUCCGGAUAUUGAACUAGAUGUGGACCCGAUGUAUGAGGUCGAAUACAACGGAACGCUCGUUCUCACUUCGUCUCAACCUACUCUGGUCACUCCGAUAUCGCCGACAUCAGGGCCGGUCUGGGAUGUUUUCUCGGGAACCAUUCAGCAUAGCUUUGCUUUCGAAGGGGGUAAGGUAAUUCCCGUGGGUGAACUUAUGACUGGCAAUACGGACACUCGCCACUAUUUGAACUUGAGCCGUCACAUUUAUCGGUGGACGCCAACUCGUCAGGGGCAUAACGUGAAUGGCCAUACGGUUGACGAAGGGGUGGAUAUGUAUGCGCAUCUGGAACUUGUUAGGUUCUAUUACGAUUUAAUCAGGAAUUUUGAUGCGUUUCCUGUUGUGGCUUUUGAAGAGCAAGAGAUAGAUAUUGGAGAGCUGUGA
Molecule: messenger RNA, 1707 nt
Organism: Daldinia caldariorum
Lineage: Eukaryota; Fungi; Ascomycota; Sordariomycetes; Xylariales; Hypoxylaceae
Product: carboxypeptidase S
Exons: 4
Coding region: 1-1707 (568 amino acids)
Cellular component (GO): fungal-type vacuole lumen
Molecular function (GO): metallocarboxypeptidase activity
Source: RefSeq, a predicted model, not a curated record